AUGUCCUAUGACCGCUAUGUGGCCAUCUGCAAACCCCUGCAUUACAUGACCAUCAUGACCAGCAGAGUCUGCAGGAAUCUUGUCCUCUGUUGUUGGGUCUCUGGAUUAUUGAUUAUCCUUNCAGCAGACCUCCAUCUGGAAUUUUGUGACUCUGUUAUUGACCAUUUUUACUGUGAUGCUUCCCCAAUACUAAAGAAUUCCUGUUCAGAUACAUGGUUCAUAGAGCAGCUAGUUAUAUUCUGUGCUGUGUUGACUUUCAUAAUGACUCUUGUUUGUGUAGUUUUGUCCUACAUAUACAUUAUUAAGAUGAUUCUAAGAUUACCCUCUGCCCAGCAAAGAAAAAAAGCCUUUUCCACCUGUUCUUCCCACAUGAUUGUGGUUUCCAUCACCUAUGGCAGCUGCAUCUUUAUAUAUAUCAAACCUUCAGCAAAGGAUGAAAUGAUGCCUGUUUGCUUGGCAACUCACAAUUCUCGGAGUGUCUGUGUCAUUCCUUCUCCUGUGGCGGUGGUUGAAACACGCCCCCCAAAAUGA
This is a messenger RNA of Galeopterus variegatus (Sunda flying lemur), 531 nucleotides long. RefSeq names its product olfactory receptor 6C2-like. Gene Ontology annotation, molecular function: olfactory receptor activity. The transcript is spliced from 3 exons. The record is from RefSeq and is a predicted model, not a curated record. Lineage: Eukaryota; Metazoa; Chordata; Mammalia; Dermoptera; Cynocephalidae. Gene Ontology annotation, biological process: G protein-coupled receptor signaling pathway. Bases 1 to 531 code for a protein of 176 amino acids. Gene Ontology annotation, cellular component: membrane.